Sebastes umbrosus (honeycomb rockfish) is the source of this 5142-nucleotide messenger RNA. It is a transcript of the gene kcnt2b, whose product is annotated as potassium channel subfamily T member 2. Gene Ontology annotation, molecular function: intracellular sodium-activated potassium channel activity. The transcript is spliced from 30 exons. The record is from RefSeq and is a predicted model, not a curated record. Gene Ontology annotation, biological process: potassium ion transport. The coding region runs from base 216 to 3926 and encodes 1236 amino acids. Lineage: Eukaryota; Metazoa; Chordata; Actinopteri; Perciformes; Sebastidae. Gene Ontology annotation, cellular component: membrane.
AAGAAGUUGUAUUUUUUUUACUCUUUUUUAGGAUUUUAGGAGGGGAGGCUGAAGACGAUGCCAUGAGGUGUAUCAAUGAGCUCGAUAUUAAUCCACGUUUUGAAUAGCAGAAGGAGGAAGAACUCCACGUUGGUUUCCCGGAGUCCACCUCCUCCUCGGUGUGGAGCUCUGUGGUGAUAUCUGUUUCUAUCUCUGGGCUCUGAGGAGGAGGAACCAUGGUCGAGCUGGAAAAGGAGGUGCUCCCUCUGCCCCCUCGGUACCGGUUCCGAGACCUGUUGCUCGGGGACUGGCAGACCGACGACAGGGUGCAGGUAGAGUUCUACGUGAAUGAGAACACGUUCAAGGAGCGCCUCAAGCUGUUCUUCAUCAAAAACCAAAGAUCCAGUCUGCGAGUGCGAAUGUUUAACUUUUCUCUGAAAGUGCUGAGCUGCCUCCUCUACAUCGUCAGAGUCCUGUUGGACAACCCGCAAGACGGAAGACAUGAGUGCGUGAGCGGAGUAAACUGCACCAAACAAAACACAUCAUCCCGUCCCUGGAGUGAGUUUGACUGGAAACUGAUCAUCUGGGUGGAUAGACCUCUACCGCUGUGGGCGCUACAGGUGCUUGUGGCUUUCAUCAGCUUUUCAGAAACUAUGUUGCUCGUGUAUCUCAGCUACAAGGGCAACGUUUGGGAGCAAGUGUUACGUGUCCCCUUCAUUCUGGAGAUGAUCAGCGCCGUUCCUUUCAUGAUCACUGUGAUUCUGCCCUCCUUCAGAAAUCUCUUCAUUCCUGUAUUUCUCAAUUGCUGGCUGGCCAAACACGCUUUGGAGAACAUGAUAAAUGAUCUCCACAGGGCCAUCCAGCGGACGCACUCAGCCAUGUUUAACCAGGUGGUGAUACUCAUCAGCACGCUGGUCUGCCUCAUGUUUACGUGCAUCUGCGGCAUCCAACACCUCGAGCGAGCGGGCAACAACCUCACCCUGUUCGACUCGCUCUACUUCUGCGUGGUCACCUUCUCCACGGUGGGCUUUGGAGACGUCACCCCCCAAAUCUGGCCCUCGCAGCUCCUGGUGGUCAUUAUGAUCUUUGUGGCGCUCAUCGUGCUUCCCAUCCAGUUCGAGCAGCUGGCCUUUCUGUGGAUGGAGCGGCAGAAGUCCGGGGGGAACUACAGCCGCUACAGGGCGCAGACGGAGAAACACGUGGUGCUGUGUGUCAGCUGCCUCAAGAUCGACCUCCUCAUGGACUUCCUCAAUGAGUUCUUUGCUCACCCGCGACUACAGGACUACUAUGUGGUGAUCCUUUGCCCAGCAGAGAUGGAUGUCCAGGUUCGGAGGGUCCUACACGUCCCUCUGUGGGCCCAGAGAGUCAUCUACCUGCAGGGAUCUGCUCUCAAAGACCAAGACCUGAUGAGGGCCAAGAUGGACGAUGCUGAGGCCUGCUUUAUCCUCAGUAACCGGUUUGAAGUGGACCGCAUUGCUGCUGAUCAUCAGACUAUCCUCCGAGCCUGGGCGGUGAAAGACUUCGCUCCAAAUUGCCCCCUGUACGUCCAGAUCCUCAAGCCGGAGAACAAGUUCCACGUCAAAUUUGCAGAUCAUGUGGUGUGUGAAGAGGAGUUUAAGUACGCCAUGCUGGCUUUAAACUGUGUGUGUCCCGGUACCUCCACUCUCAUCACUCUAUUGAUCCACUCCUCCAGAGGACAAACGGCGCCCCAAGAGGCCUUCAAGCAACGUGUAGGAGCCUUUCAAGCCCUCAACAGGGAGGGCGGUGCAUGUUCAGCAGACCAAUGGCACCGGACCUACCGGCGCUGCUCAGCCAACGAGGUGCAUCACAUCCGCCUGGAGGAAAGUAAAUUCUUCGGGGACUACCAGGGCAAGAGUUUCACCUUUGCCUCCUUUCAUGCUCACAAAAAGUAUGGCGUAUGUCUGAUCGGCAUUCGCAGAUUGGACACCACCAACAUCCUGCUGAACCCUGGCCCCUGCCACAUCAUGGGGGGCUCUGACACGUGCUUUUACAUCAAUAUCUCCAAAGAGGAGAACUCGGCAUUUGUCAGGGGUCACAGGGAGCCAUCGUGGGGCAGCACGGGAGGAAAUACCAGGGGAGUGCACCAAACCAUCUACCACGGACUCACCCGCCUGCCAGUCCACAGUAUCAUCGCCAGCAUGGGCACAGUGGCCAUCGACCUGCAGGACUCCAGCGACAGCAGCCCAGAAGGCCAGGACCCGGGCAGCACCGUGCUGGGUACCGGAAGAGGAAGCAGGAGCAGCUCCAGGAUGGAGAUGGGCGGCGCUAACACUCUGGCCCUGCCUGCCAUGGGAGAGUCGGCGGAGGAGAGGCGGCACAGCAUCGCCCCCGUCCUGGAGCUGGUGGACGGCGUCAACAACCCCACCUUUGACCUGCUGGGAGACCAGUCAGAGGACGAGGGAGGAGAAGAGGGCAAGGAGGACAGUGACAGAGAAGAGAGUGCCAUCUGGUGGGGUCGACACUGCGAGUGGGUGAAGGGAUACCCGCUGAACUCUCCAUACAUCGGCAGCUCGCCUGCGCUGUGCCAUCUUCUCCAAGAAAAGAUGCCUUUCUGCUGCCUGCGUAUGGACAAGGCUUGUCACCACACCCUUUUUGAGGAUGCCCGCUCCUACGGCUUCAAAAACAAGUUGAUCAUUGUGUCCGCGGAGAGUGCAGGAAACGGUCUGUACAAUUUCAUUGUGCCUCUGCGGGCGUACUACCGACCCAGGAAGGAGCUCAACCCCAUCGUGUUGCUGCUGGAGAGCAUACCUGAAGCAGACUUCCUGGAGGCAAUCUGUUGGUUCCCCAUGGUGUUCUACACAGUGGGCUCCAUCGACAAUCUUGACAGUUUGCUGCGAUGUGGAGUCACUUUCGCCGACACCAUGGUGGUGGUUGACAAAGAGAGCUCCAUGAUUGCAGAGGAGGACUACAUGGCUGACGCGAAGACCAUCGUCAAUGUCCAGACGCUCUUCAGACUGUUCCCAGCUCUUAGUAUCAUCACGGAGCUCACUCACCCAGCCAACAUGCGCUUUAUGCAGUUCAAAGUCAAAGACCACUACUCUCUGGCUCUGUCCAAACUGGAAAAGGAAAGGGAGAAGGGGUCCAACCUGGUGUUUAUGUUCCGCCUGCCCUUCUCUGCAGGGAAGGUGUUCAGUGUCAGCAUGCUGGACACUCUCCUCUACCAGUCAUUUGUGAAGGACUACAUGAUCUCCAUCACCAGGCUGCUGCUGGGUUUAGACUCCAUGCCUGGCUCAGGUUUCCUUUGUGCUAUGAAAAUCACAGAGGAUGAUCUGUGGAUCCGAACCUACGGCAGGCUCUACCAGAAACUGUGCUCCUCCACUGGAGAUAUUCCAAUCGGCAUCUACCGGACAGAGGCACAUAAGCUUCCAGUCUCUGAGUCCCAGGUUUCCAUCACAGUGGAGGACUACGAGGACACCAGAGAACCCAGAGAGCCCCUGUUGUCCCGGACCGGCGUUCACCGUAACAGCACCUCCUCAGAGCCCAUCUCCACCUCCUCCCACUCCUCGGACCACCCGCUGCUCCGGAGGAAAAGCAUGCAGUGGGCACGGCGGCUGAGCAGGAAGGGCGGGCGGAGCUCCAGUGGGGCCAAGGGGGGUCCGGGCAGCGCGGCGGAGAGGAUCAACCAGCAGAGACUGACCCUGUUCAGGCGCUCUGAGCGGCAGGAACUCAACGCCCUGGUGAAAACCAGGAUGAAACACUUGGGCCUUUCUCCAACUGGAUUCAAUGGGAUGACAGACCAAGGCAACAGACUGUCUUAUAUCCUCAUCAACCCUUCUCCAGACACCCGACUGGAGCUGCACGAUGUCGUGUACCUGAUCAGACCAGACCCCCUCUCUCUGGUACCCAAUCAGGGCAGCAGCAGGAAGUGCAGCGCCGGGAUCUCGGAGAGCCACAGGUUUGACACGCAGGACAGCACCCAUCUGUGAGAGACAAAAACAAAAAGACAAAAUACUGUCAGAACACUGCCAGAGAGGAGACACAAAAACCCACUCUUGAGAGAGAAAUCAAGCAACGGUGAGCUGGAAAAGGGAUGCAGCCAGAUGGCACAUGGCCUUCAUAUUUUCUCCACACUCCGUCUCGGUGAACUGAUAGGUGCCGGUCUUGCAUGGACCUUUUCUAUAACGAUGGGAAUGUUUUAUUUAUGCACCUUUCUAUUUUCAAAGCGGAGAGCUGCGGACACAGAAGUGCAUUUAAUGAAAAACUGUAUGUAUUUAUAUAUCUGUGUAUGUGCAUGUUAUGUACUGCAUCAUGUAUGUGCAGUGUGUGUGUGUACUGUAUGUAUGUGUGAAUGAAUGUGUUACGGAUCAAGAGCACGACACUGCCAAGUUGAUCAGGACAGCUGAAGGAAUCUGCUGCCAAACGAACGUCAAGAGAUGUAUUUUUUGUGUCCUUCUGUGUCGUAGAUGCGUUCUGUCAGACUCAAUGUUGUUUGACGUAUUUGAAAGUGACACCACAGUGCACACAUUCCUCUUUUUUUUUUGGUCUUCAUAAAGCCUUUUUGAAACUUUUUACCUGUUGCUUACACAGAGAAACGCACACAUUCGUUUUACGUUCACCAGCAGCGGAGGAAUCCAAAGAGCACCAGUCUCAAUAAUUGACAGACGGCAUACAUCGUCAGUGCAGGGCAUUCAGUCACAUUGCUGUCCGAAGUACGGUCUUGUCUUCAGUUCUGUGAGUUCUCUUAGAACAAACCUGUUUCCUGAGUUUAUUGUCGUUUCUUAAAGUCCCGCCCUACUCUGCUUCUGUCAGUCAGUGUGAGCCGUCCUGCCACCAGCUUGCUUUUUCUGACAUGCAUUUUAGAGAUGCAGAGGAUGGACAAAAUAACAGACACAUAUAUACCACAAACAUACUGCCAUCCAGUACAAUAGCCCUGCAAUAAAUACUACCUUUGUGAAGCUUAUAAUGUUUUUGAGACGGUGUCAGAGAGUUUUGAAUCCAAUUUAUAAGCUUUACAAUUAAAUGGCUGCUGUAUUUAUUGCAUAAUAAAUAUCCACUUUAACAAGUAAUUAGUUUGCUAAUUAAGUGUGUUUUCAUAUUAUGUACGAUUGAUUUGCACCAUGCCCAAGUACUAUUCCCCCCCUCUCCACUCCCCCAAUGUUCAGCUUUCACAUUAGUAAAGUUGGUCCGUACCCAAGUACAUUU